Messenger RNA from Closterium sp. Naga37s-1, 996 nucleotides. Lineage: Eukaryota; Viridiplantae; Streptophyta; Zygnematophyceae; Desmidiales; Closteriaceae. The record is from the annotation of a GenBank genome assembly.
AUGCGAUACAGCGAAUCGCGUUGGAUCAUCCCCUCGCGGCCGCCCUGCUCCUCCCUUGCCCCCCGCCUACCCUCCUCUCCGCCACUCCGCCUCUCCCGCCCCUCUCGCGCCUCCGUUCCCUCCCGCGCGCCCCUCCCCCCCGCCUACCCUCCUCUCUCCUCCCACUCGUCCCCGCCACCCGCCCUGCCCGAUCCCUCCGUCCCUCCUUGCGCCCUUUCUCCCCAUUCCCGCCCCUUCCCGUCCCUCCCUCCCGCCUUCCCUCCUCUCCGUGCGUAUGCCAGCUUUGCUCCAACGAUGAGGCAGCGAGCACCCAUGGACGGCAAUUCGAGUGCGAAAGUGUUGCGAGGCAACUCUCGAACCACAUUCCGCCCCUCCUCUCUAUCCCUCCCUCCCUCCCUCCCUCCCUCCCUCCCUCCCUCCCUCCCUCCCUCCCUCCCUCCCUCCCUCCCUCCCUCCCUCCCGCCCCUCCGUGCGUGCGCCGGCUCUGUGUGCCAAUCACCUGCACCGCACCCAACCAUGAGGCAGCGAGCAGCCAUGGACUCGGACUCGAGUGGGGCCAGCAGCGCCUCACGGAAGGGCGAAGAGCCUCCAGAUUUCCUCGACACACAAGAGCAGGAGGCAAUGAUAGCAGCUUUUGAGAAGCAACACCACGAGUCACAUCGCUUCUGGAAGAUCUGCAUGUCGCUGAUACUGCUCGCAUAUGCAUCCUUCAUGGUGCAUGGAGUCAUCAGCCUUGUUCUCUCUCCCUGGGGUCAGAGGAGGCAUGCUGAGCUGCGCCAAGUGGUCGACCUCACAGCCCUUGCUGCUGCCGAUGUGGCAUCAGUGGCAGCCUCUGCCCUUCUCCUUCUCUCUCUUUGGAUGCACGGUUCAAAACGUUACCUUCUCUUCACGUCCUCUGCUGCUCUCUCCACUGUGCUUGCACUCUUCUGGAGCUACACCCUGCUACAGUACGUAUUGCUGAAUACCUACCCAGCUACAGUACCAAUCUACUUUUGA